Saccostrea echinata is the source of this 545-nucleotide messenger RNA. RefSeq names its product proteasome activator complex subunit 4-like. The transcript has 4 exons. The coding region runs from base 97 to 501 and encodes 134 amino acids. NCBI's taxonomy places the organism in Eukaryota, Metazoa, Mollusca, Bivalvia, Ostreida, Ostreidae. Gene Ontology annotation, cellular component: cytosol; nucleus. The record is from RefSeq and is a predicted model, not a curated record. Gene Ontology annotation, molecular function: proteasome binding; peptidase activator activity. Gene Ontology annotation, biological process: proteasomal ubiquitin-independent protein catabolic process.
UCCAUGUUUUGUAAUGGCUGUUGAGAGAUCCCCAUAUUCCUUUUCUAACUGACUCAUUCUGUUUUGUACAUCAGAGACAAUGUCCUGGUGAGGGAGAUGGCAGCCAUAACAUUGAGUGGAUUAGUACACUGUGGAUUUCUAGACAUGGACAAAGGCAUGCUGGAACACUUUGAGGUCCUCAGUAAGAACAAGGUAAAGAAGCGUAAGUUAGCUGACUCGAUGCCUCUGGAGGCCCUAAUAAAGCGUCACGCUGGUGUUCUGGGUCUUAGUGCUCUAGUGGAAGCUUAUCCUUACAAUGUACCCGAGUUCAUGCCAGAGAUCCUAAUGGACCUGAGUAACCAUGUCAAUGAUCCUCAACCAAUUCAGAUGACGGUGAAGAAAACCCUUUCAAACUUCCGUAGAACACACCACGACAAUUGGCACGAUCAUAAACAAAUGUUUACAGACGAUCAACUUGUCAUAUUAACUGAUAUUCUAGUGUCCCCUACUUACUAUGCUUGAUGAUGGAUCAUCGUUCUAGAAAAAUUAAAUAUCAAGGUGUAAGG